This is a messenger RNA of Neoarius graeffei (lesser salmon catfish), 6490 nucleotides long. RefSeq names its product NHS-like 1a (gene nhsl1a). The record is from RefSeq and is a predicted model, not a curated record. The coding region runs from base 45 to 4628 and encodes 1527 amino acids. The transcript has 8 exons. NCBI's taxonomy places the organism in Eukaryota, Metazoa, Chordata, Actinopteri, Siluriformes, Ariidae. Gene Ontology annotation, biological process: cell differentiation.
CUGUGAAAACACUCAUACACCCACACUGAGCUGGCGAGGAGACCAUGUUCUGUCUGAGAGCUGUGUCUACUUUAGAUGAAGAAAGCAAGUGGUCAGUACAUUACACAGCGCCCUGGCAUCAGCAGGAGAAUGUGUUCCUGCCCGGAAGCAGACCACCCUGUGUGGAGGAGCUACACUGCCAGGCCAAGGUCAACCUGAAGACUGUUCUCAGAGAAUGUGACAAGCUGAGGAAAGAUGGCUUUCGUAGUUCCCAGUACUAUUCUCAAGGCCCAACAUUCUCCUCACCCCUGCUGUCUGAUGCUGAUCGACAACUGGACCAUGAUGAGACGGAGAAGAAAAAAAAGUCAUCAGAGACGUCAGCUGAAGAAGAGAAGCUGGUGUACUCCUUCAGGCCACAGACCCCUCUACUGGAUAACAUUAGUGAUAUAAACAACCAUAACAGCUGGAGUAAAUGUCUGCCCUUACCAACACCAGAGGAGAAGAUGAGGCAGCAAGCACAGUCUGUGACCACUGACAUCAUCCCCAUCAACAUCACAGGAGAAAACUUUGACCGGCAGGCAAGUUUUCGUCGUACCAUAAUUAACACUGACACUAUAAUACGGAGGUCAAAAAGGGUGAAACGAAGGAAGACAAUAACAGGGGUUCCAGACAACAUCAAAAGAGAAUUAGCAAACAAUGAACAAACUGGCAUCAGAGCUCAGCCUGUAUCCACCACCGGCCAGUACUCCACCCUUGGCCAUGCAGGGAGCAUUAACUCUUCCCUCAAGCAUUUAGUCACCCGUGACUCUGGCUGCCAGACAGAUGACAUAAAGAUUGUACCCCCUUCAAUGCGAAGAAUCCGUUCACAGAAGGGCCAAGGCAUUACUACUCAAAUGGCAAACAUGUCUCUCUCAUCUUCUGGUAGUAUCUCCAACAUGAGUGACUGCAAUGGUGCUAUCUGUACUCGUCCACUUAAUGCCAGUGACCAAGGUUUUCAUAGUCUGCCUCGUCAGGGUGCUCGAAUUUGUCUUCAAAAACUUGAACCCAGUUGCAGCAGUUCUCCAUACCUGAUGAUCUCUGGCUCCACAAGCUCCUUACCCUACCAGGUUACCAUGCAACAUGCCAGCCCAGACUCACAGCUCAUGUCUGAUUUAAGAAAAAAUACAUCAAUCAGUUCCGGGUCUGAUGAAUUUCAUGGUUUCCAGAACGAAUGCCAGAAGGCAACUUCAGACUCCAUGGGUUCCAUUCACAAUAGUAGCACAUCCUCCUUGAAUACUUUGCAAAAUGCCAGAAACUUUAGUUCUGUCCACUCAUCACAAAGCUUUGACACAAAAGAGGCCCCACUACAUUCUAUGUCAACUUGUCCCUCAGACCAGCCUUUCAGUAGUAGCGGUACCUCUUGUUCUGCUAGCUCCUCCUGCUGCCAGUCUCCAGCCUCCUUCCACAUGGCUACAGAGACUAAGUCUCAAUGUAGUACCCUUGAUGGAAGGAACUGCAGUCCCAGUGCUGUCUAUGAAGACUCUGACAUGUCAGAGAGCAGCAUUCAUAGUUGCAGCACACUGACCACUGACCACUGGAUGUAUAAACUUGCUCCAAUGGACCAGUGUACCUCAAGCUGUUCCUCCCCUAUAAAUAAUGCUUGUAAUAGUCUGGAAUAUUCACCCAAAAAGACAGACACCAGCUCAUUGUUUUCUGUUGAUACUGAGGGAUGCAAUAGCUCUAUGCAUUUAGCAUCAGAUUGUAAAUCAUACAGUCAUGGUUGCAUCAACAAAGCACGUAAUACAAGACAUAAAUUUUAUGAGUGCAAGGAGCACCACAGUAAUGAAGACCGUGCAAGUCUGCACAGUAAUCAUUCUCUAACCCGCAGCAUUUCCCUGCGGAAAGCCAAAAAGCCCCCACUACCUCCCAAAAGGACCGACUCAUUGCAACGCAAACCACAGCAAAAACCAUACCACAAUGAUAAGCUCCUUAAUGAGCAGCUGAUCUCCAGUCUCCAUGAAUCCCUGAAAAGUCACAGUGCCUCUUUCUCCAGCCAGAUGCCAUUCAGUGGAUUAGAGGACCCUUGGGUACUAGGUCCUAGAAGCCAAAGCACAGUUAGUGUAGCAAGCAGUGGAAUGUCCGCACCAGCUGCCAUGUGUCCAAUCACACCCACACACAGUGAUAGCAGCAGUCAACACUCAGAAUACACUGAGUCAUGGGACUUUGAGAUGAAUUUUCCCCACUCUUGCACUGAACAUGUACCAUCCUCUCAAAUUACGAGGCCUGUACUUAUCAAAGAGAAUUCAAGAGGCUCAGACAGUAAUGGAAUUCCAUUAACUGCUUGCAACAAGACUGGGAUAAAUUCCAAGAUGGCUGCAUCACCAGACAAAAUCCAACUUAUGACUUCACCAUCUAGUGGUUAUUCAAGUCAGUCCAUUACCCCAACUACAGGUACCCCAGUAAUAUCACUUCUGAGAGCCAAAUCUCCAGCAGGAAGGCCCAAACCAAAAGUUCCAGAGAGGAAGUCCUCACUUCUGUCCUCUGUUUCCUCUUACUCUACACCUCUGUCCUCAAACACAUCAGAUUCUGUCAAGAGCCUUCCAAUGCCUCCACCUCUACCUAAAACAUUGCCUGGUUUAGUAAGCCUUCAGUCUAGUUCAACUAGCCCUAUGCCCAGUUUUGUUAUGUCCAAUAUAUCCCCUAUCACACCAGUAUCGUCUCUUCUGGCUAUAAGCUCUACUCCUGAGAAAAAGCAAAAUUCUCCCCCAGUGUCAUCCCCAAUACCAGAGGAAUGUAAAACAUCCAUACACCUUUCUCCUGACUCUCCUUCUCCUACAUCAGAAGUCUCAUCUCCUCUGAUGCUGAAUGAAAAUAAAAUGAGCCCUCUACCACUCCCACCACCUCCUCCACUUCUUUCGUUAAGUGUUCACACCCAGCCUCUUACCCCACCUUUUCCUGGGACAGGUCUCAAUCAAGCAGUAACCAUUUUAAAAGCAUCAAAGUCUCCGAUAUCUUUGGAUACAAUGGAAAAUAGAAAAGAACUAAACUCUAGGCAAUCUGACAAACCUGCAAGACAUGAGAGGCCAGUAAUUACUGCCCAAGCUCUUCAGAGGGUACAGCUCAGACCAGUAAAACUUAUGAAAUUGGAAAAUAUUUUCACAGAUAUCAUUACAACAGUGUGUGGUCCAGAAAACCAAGAAAAUAACAAGGAGCCCAGAACUAGCACAGACAAAACUGUAGAAACAGAGACUGUCAAAAAUAUUUUGACACCUGACUCUGUCAAUCCACAUUUUCCAUCAAAGGAGUCCAUACCUACUACACUGGUCUCUAAUCCACCUUCUGUUUUACUUGAACCGGCCAGCAAUACUCAUUCUGGUGAGAGCAUUCUAGAGCUUUCACUUGACAUUGGACCUGUAAUUACAACUCCUGGCUCCUCCAAUGUUCUACAUUCCACAGCUACUCCAUGUACAUCUAAUGGUAUACUCCAAGAUCAGCUGACUCUAAUAUCACCUAAAAAGUCCAAUCACUCUCUGAAUAUGCCACCCAUUGUGCACCAACCUGCUUUGAAUGGUCUUGAGCAUCUUGAAGUUACUGACUCAGCAAUGUCUUUUGAGCCAGAAACCCAAAACAGUACAUCUCUGGCAGACACUGUUAAUCCACAUGAGAUUCCACUACAACUCGAGUUUGAGUUUGAAAGUGAUUCUCAGAAUUCUACUCCUGUGAGUCCAAGAAGACACUCACUCAGCAGUGAAAUCUCCUCAGACAGUCUGACUGACCCUCAACUCACUGGCCUCAGUCUCAGUGACCAAGACAUUGGAUUGUGUGAUACAGAUCUUGGACUGUGUGAUAAAGACCUUGUGCUAAGUGAUGAUAAAUGCAUUACAGAUGAUAGUUUAAGUAGCAGCUCAGGAUCCGUCAUCUUCAAAGAGGAAGAAAAUGAUGAAAAUGAUGCUGUAUUUGACUCUGGAACAGAUAGCUCCUCUCCAACUUUCAGCAGUACCGGAGAAGAUACUGAGGAAUUGCAGAUGCCUGCACGUCCACGUACUACUGAUGACCUAUUUGCAGCAAUCCACAGGUCAAAGAGGAAGGUUCUUGGGCGUUGUGAGUCUGAGGAAGAACGCUCCCGUGGUUUCAUUACCACGCCGCCCACCACACCCACAAGUUCCAGCCCCAGCAUGACUUGGAUGCCCCGUCAGAGCAGCCACAUCCACCGUAGGCUGCGCCAUUCCACCACCAGCAAUGACAGCUUCAAAGCUCUGCUCCUGAAGAAGGGCAGCCGCUCAGAGCCUGGUUUCCGCAUGUCUGCUAUGGAGAUGUUAAAAUGCACUGACCCUCGGCUACAGAGAUCCAAUGCAGAGGCCUCAUCUCCUUUUUCAGCUCAGUGCACCUCUCCAGGGAGAAGCAGGAGAGCAUCCGAGGAGUGGGCACGUACAGAGGGUGUCUUGCCUCGUUUUUCGCCCUCACUAACACACUCCAAAUAUGGGCGCUCCAGUACUCCACCUUGUGCUGCUAGCAGCCGCUAUAACUCCCGCAGUCGCAUCCCUAGUGGGCCCAUGACUGUGAUAUGUGAGAAGGAAGGUGAGCUCACUGAGUCAUCAGACUGCUGCAACAUUCCUUUCCCUGUUUCACUGUCCUCUAGUGGCACAGUGUGUGCUCAGGGCAGCACUUAGACCAAAGCUGUUCGAAGCAACCUAGAGAUACUUUUCACCAACUAACAACCAAAGCAAAUGGUUGUUCAUCAACUUCAGAGCAUUAAAUUCUUGCUCACUGCACACGCUUGUACUGGCCCGCUGUAGCCGAAGAGAGAUAUGGGAAAGGGGAAGUGGAUUCUACCACUUUAUUUUCAUUAUUCUCCAUAGGAAGCAUUUUAAAUUUCACAUGAAAUUUUAUACUGCCUCAAAAUAUUUCCUGAGGAUUACCCUUUUUCCAUAUGUCCAUCUGUCGUCUUUUUUUUUUUUGAAGGUUAGGAAAUGCAGGAUAAAUGUAAGUUUCCUUUUGGCAUGAUAAGAUGGAAGGGUUUAGCUGAAAUGAGAGAGGUUUUUAAUGGCUUGUUCUUGGUUAGUGCACCUAUCUUGACCCAAUCAAGCAUGUGCUAGAAAUAGCAGCACAUCCUACCAACACAAAUUACAAAUUAAAGAGGCUUGGGUCAAAAGUGAAAUGAUACAUUUGGGAGAGUCUAUGUUAAGAUGAGAACACAAAUAACUGUUAUAGUGAAGUUGCUGAGGAACGUAUAUGGAGAAGUGUAUAUAUGCGCGAUCAGAUAAAAUAAGAGUUUUCGGAGGUAUUUUGAAAGACCGAAUUCAACGAUGUAGAUUUGCACUACAUUUCAGAUGCUAAUUUCUAUUGUGUGCAACAAUUUUCAGUUUAUUUAAAAAAAAAUGUUUUAGAUGGGCACAUGUUCAACAAAUGCUUUAAUUUUUUUUUAAAAUAAAAAAAUUAAAGGUAAAAUAUCACUAAGCACACUAAUCUUCUGCAUUUUACCACUAUGAAAAGAAUACAGGUGCUAAAAGCUCAAUAUCAUAAAUGGUGCAUACUCAGACUGCUGAGGUUAAAACAAAUAUAUUGCUAGUACUGGACCUCAGUGAAAAUUUAUACACUUUUGUAUUAAUAUUGCUUCAGAGGUACUGUGUAGUAUGGAAACCUUGAAGUGCAAAACAAAUUGACGAAAACCAUAACAGGAUCAUAAAGAACACAAAUGCAAAAGAAACAACAAAGACAAUUCCAAAAGCAAUACAGAAUGCAAAAACGCUACAAAUUGAAUCCUCCAACAGCAAAUCCAGGAACAUAAGUGGAAAAAAAAAAAAAAACCUCACAAUGUUAAGUUUGUAAAGCAUUUUCAAAACCACAAAAGCAAAUUUAAAAACAUGAUAGUAAAUCAGAAGACGCCAGUAACAAUUCUGAAAACCAAAUUCAAGAGUUCUCAAACCAAACAACAACGGGAAAAUAAAAAAUAAAGCUUACUUGCUCAUCGCUGACUUGUGUGCAUUAAUAUGAGUGAUUAAAUAUGAGAGUAAAUCAUUUGGGCACUUUCUGAUGGAAUGCACUUUUUGGUAACCGCCGAUCUACUGUUUGAUCAUAUGGCUGUCACAUAUUCAAGUUUAGUAACUUCUUUAUUCUGGUCACAUCCACAACUAGGCUGUGUUUUUAGGAGGUGGGAGAAAACUGAAACUCCUGGAUGAAAAAAAAACAGCACAAGUGAAACUCCACACAGACAGUAAUCCACUUGAAGGAAAUAAGCACCAGUAUAGUAAGUGCAUUGACAGAAAUGCCCAAAUCUUUUACACUGAGAUUACUCUUCAGUUAGCUUUAAUAAUUUGAGAACUGACUGUUUUUUUCCCCCUGAAUAUUUGUUUACCGCUGUUUUAUGCAGUGGUAUUUCAUUGUUACUUUAUUUUGCACUUCAGGGCUUUCACAUUAGAGCCUUGUAUAUUCUAUUUUGUUCUAGUUCAAGGACACAGUUUACCUUAACUGUAAUAGUCAGAGUAGAGAAAUUAAAAUUGUUGGGGUGAAAUUUAUGACUACGUCUUUUCAC